AUGGAACUCCCCCUGCUGUGCGUCCUGGUGGUGUUUGCUGGUGUGACUCCAGCCCAGGGCGGGAUUCUGAACCUGAACAAGAUGGUUGGACAAGUGACCAGGAAGACAGCCGUCACCUCCUAUUGGCCCUACGGCUGUCACUGCGGACCUGGUGGAAAAGGCCGACCCCUGGAUGCCACGGACUGGUGCUGCCAUGCUCACGACUGUUGCUAUCGUCACCUGAAGCUCCACCAUUGCCAUUACUUCAGGGACCAUUACAACUACACCUUUUCCGAGGAGGGCAUCCAGUGCUCUGACAAAGGGAGCUGGUGUGAGCAGCAGCUGUGCGCCUGUGACAAGGAGGUGGCCUACUGCCUGAAGCGUCAGAUGGGCACCUACCAGAAGAAGCUGCAGUUCGCCCGUUUUUUCAGGUCCCGCUGCAAGGGCCAAACCCCUCUGUGCUAG
Messenger RNA from Pipistrellus nathusii (Nathusius's pipistrelle), 444 nucleotides. The record is from the annotation of a GenBank genome assembly. NCBI's taxonomy places the organism in Eukaryota, Metazoa, Chordata, Mammalia, Chiroptera, Vespertilionidae.